AAUCGAUCGAUAUUACGACAUCCCUACUCGUAUAGCUUGUUUCCACCUUAACAGUGCGGUGAACUUGUGAGCUGCGCCGCUGCUCACGAUGUAAAAUACCCUGGUGAUCACGUUUUUCUAUGUGUUAGUGCGGUUGUCAUUUUAUUUUGGAAUAACAGAGAGACGUGAAGAAGAAAAAACAUAAACAAAUGACGUUCCGGGAGUUGCUUUUAUGAAAAUAUUUAGAGUUGGUUCUGUUUGCGAAAAUAUUGACAGCGAAAUGCGGUGUUUUGUUCCCGGAUGUUUCAAUCGUUUUCAUCACCUGCAUUUGAAAUGCCACCCACAGCACAAUCACUGCAUUAUCUAUAAUAACUGUAAUAGAUACCACAGUGCGAUCCGCCAAAUCCUUCCUCCAACGCAGGGGUUCCCAAAGUGGUCGAUAUAGACCCCUUGGGGUCGAUAUCCUUUUUGCGGGGGUCGACGUAAACGAAAACUGGCUAUGGGGGUCGACGUAAACGAAAACUGACUAUGGGGGUCGAGAUCUUGAAAUCGACCCCCUAUUGCUUGAUAUAAGUUGUUAUUUGAAAUAUUUACGCUAAAAAAGUUGUGUUCAUUUCACCAUCCACAGAAAUAGGUAAGUAUUUACAUCAAUAUUAAAAGAGCAAGAAAUUGAAUUUUCAAAGGAAUUUAUUGAUGGAGGUCUGAGUAAAGUUUAGUAAAGGGGUCCAUGACCCAAAAUAGUUUGGGAACCCCUGCUCCAACGAAAUGAACAGAAUCGAAUGUGUGUAAAAUUUUCUAUAUUUCGACGUUACCUUGCAAGCCCUUUAAGAAAAAAUGUUCCGAUAUUCAAUUAGUGCCAAAGAUUCGCCAGGCUGCGCGACAAUUGGAGUAACUUAGAAGUUAAAUCCCGAUCUGAAAUGGUCGUUUGUUUAUGUUUACAUGCUUGAAUCCCGGCGCGCCAUACUUAAUUUCGUGAGAAAAUUACCAACACAACCAAAACUGUCUUAUCACGCCACCAGUGUAUUUUACGUCGUGGCCGCUGCUGCGGUUCUUUGAAAAAGAGCUGUGAGCAGUCAAGUCACCUCAAUUUAUAGAUUCGAUUCACUGGAACAGCUCAGGAGCGAAUUACCUAUCUCUAGUUUGUCGGUUUUGUUCUUUCCAAAAAAAAAAACAAGUGAUUCAAUUUUCUUUAGCGGUCAGCAAAUAUUUUUAAAUUACCUUUCAAAAUGCGAAAAAACAUGAUCACAACUCUAGAUAUCAAUUUAAAUAUAGAUGUGAAUACAGUUGAAACAUGUUCUCGCAUGGUUCAAACAGUAAUCAAGGUGUUGUUAUUUCAACGUUGUCAAAUCCCGUUCUGCUUCGAAGUGUUUCAAAGUAUUGUGAAAAAAAUUCCAAGCUCUCCAGUUGAAAGUCCAGAUGAAAAUCCCGCAUAUAACAACUUUCAGAUCAGAAGACAAUGUAAUGCUGCUUCCAAAUUGCUUGAAUCUAUAAGUCAUUUAUUUGAAGAACUAUCAGUUGCAAUUAAGGAAAGCCAACAAACUUUACAGUUUAUGGUUUUGUUUGGAACUACAGUGUACACCGCGAAAGAAGCGUUCCUUAUAAAUGUUCCGAAGAUCAAUCGUAAUCAUCACCGAAAUUCUUCGGAAGCCGCUUUAAAACAGCUUGCCAUGAAGCUUACCCUAGCGGAUGAAAUUCAGCUGAAGCCGAAAGUAAAAGGAACCACCAACACAUUCUUAUUAAUUGGUAUGAACUCGUCGGAGUCAUUUAAAAAUUCUACAUUGCGGGCAGAUCUUGAUUCGGAUACCUGGCAUUUACUAGAAGAAUACGAAGUACCGCAAAAGUGCCCAACACUUGUUAUUAACUUAACAAGACAAAUGGACUCCAUGGAAAUAUACUGUGACAUGACUUCGAAAUUGAAUAUUGGAAAUAGUAGUAAAGAAGUCGUACCAGUCUGUGAUAAGGUAAUGUGGUAUAAAAUUGGAAAUGGGUUGAAAGGAUUCAAAGAUGUUUUAAUAAAAGGAAAAUCUGUUUGGGAUUACGCGCAAGGUCGCUAAUGUAGCUAAUCCUUGGUUAA
Messenger RNA from Malaya genurostris, 2053 nucleotides. RefSeq lists its product as uncharacterized. Gene Ontology annotation, cellular component: nucleus. The coding region runs from base 1206 to 2033 and encodes 275 amino acids. The record is from RefSeq and is a predicted model, not a curated record. The transcript is spliced from 2 exons. Gene Ontology annotation, biological process: regulation of exit from mitosis. NCBI's taxonomy places the organism in Eukaryota, Metazoa, Arthropoda, Insecta, Diptera, Culicidae.